Messenger RNA from Morchella sextelata, 1635 nucleotides. RefSeq lists its product as uncharacterized. Gene Ontology annotation, cellular component: nucleus; nuclear origin of replication recognition complex. The coding region runs from base 1 to 1635 and encodes 544 amino acids. Gene Ontology annotation, biological process: DNA replication. NCBI's taxonomy places the organism in Eukaryota, Fungi, Ascomycota, Pezizomycetes, Pezizales, Morchellaceae. The record is from RefSeq and is a predicted model, not a curated record. Gene Ontology annotation, molecular function: DNA replication origin binding. The transcript has 2 exons.
AUGAAAAGGAAACGGUCGUCCAACUCUGCCUCUCCUGGUGCAGCCGCAAAAUCCUCUUCCACCUCAGAGCUUCCUACCACAGCGUCUUCGAGCAUUCCUACGCAGCCGCCUCAACGCCCAGAGACCACCGGGAAACACCGUUCUCACACCCUAACCAGUGCGCCCAACAGGGCUAGCCCCAGAAUUGGCACAAAAGGAACCAGCUUAGGAUCUGAAACUAUCAUGUCUUCAUCCCCUCUGAAGCGCGCUGCUCCAGCACGAACACCUCGACGCGAUAAUUCCAGCAAUCCCAACUCUGUUCGUUUCGUGGAGAACGCAAUCUCGCCCCCUUCAGUUGUCACAAAUGCAGACCGAUCAGCUCGGAAAAAGAGUGCGCGACAGAUCGUUGCCCGUGUAGUAGCUGGGGACUCUAGCGAGGACGAGGAGGACGAGCUUGUUCGACGGAUCUACGCAGAUUCUGAAGACGACGAGGACGAUGACGGACCACUCCCAGAAACUACCGACGAAGCUGGAGCAAAGAAAGGGAAACCUCGGGGAAGGAAAAGGAAGCCAAAAGAACCAGAGCCACCCCCACCAACUGAGGGUUUCGAGUCGUAUUUUGGGCAAAACAAGAAAGCGCGACAAAUAACUUCAAAUAGCACUCUCGCGUCCCUCGCCCCUCUAGAUCAUGGACGUUACUUCCAGCUGAUCAGGGAACACGUCCCCGACCAUGUUGAGGAUCGACUGUACCUCGCGGAGCUCCACAAGAAAUCCUUCGAGCAAUGGCAAUUCGAGCUCUCUCAAGGUUUCAACAUCCUUCUAUAUGGCUACGGCUCAAAGCGUAAACUAGUGAUGGAGUUUGCAAAACAAAUAUAUACAAACCCUUCGUCCCUCGUUGUGGUAAACGGAUACGUUCCUACUCUUACGGUCAAAGACAUCCUAUCCUCCAUUGCAAACGCCAUUCUCGGCCAGGGCCAUAACGUCAAGCUCGGCUCCAAUCCUAACGAGAUGCUCGAUAAUGUGAUCGCCAUUCUCGACUCGGAUGAGGUCUCAAAGCUCACGCUGAUAAUUCACAACCUUGAUGGUGAAUCAAUCCGAGGGGAACGCUCCCAAGUCCUCAUCGCUCGUCUCUGUUCGCACACAAAAAUCUCUCUUGUAGCUACGAUUGACCACCUCCGCGCUCCUUUACUCUGGGAUGCUGCCCGUGCUUCACAAUAUAACUUCCUAUGGCACGACGCGACAACAUUCGCGCCAUAUGCUGUUGAGUCUUCAAUUGAUGAAUCCCUUGCCCUUAUUGGCGGUUCCAAGAGAGCAGGUGGAACAAAGGGUGCUAAGCACGUUUUGUCAUCACUGAAUAUGAAUGCAAGGAGUCUUUUUAGAGUUCUUAUUAGUCAUCAGCUCGAAGCUAUGAUGGAUGAUCCUAUGGCGGGUCAAGGAGGAGCUAAUGAGGAAUGGGGAAUUGAGUACAGGGUGUUUUAUCAGAAGGCUGUGGAAGAGUUCCUUUGCAGUAACGAUAUGGCGUUUAAAACGUUAUUGAAGGAGUUUCAAGAUCAUCAAAUGAUCGUCUCCAAGAAAGACUCGCAAGGAACAGAGGUUAUGUGGGCACCUUUUGAGAAAGAGGAACUCGAAUCCAUCUUAGAAGAUUUAGUCGCAUAA